GUGUGCGUAUUUAAGGAGUCGACCUGCUUCCUACACUCAUUCGUCCGCUCAAAGAAAAGGGAAAAAGAUACUCAAGACAACAUCAUUUUAAAUUUGUACAAGAUUAAAGUUUACAAUGCAUCGAGGAAUCAUCCUCGUCGUGACGAUGUUGGCCGUCCUGGCAGCAUUUCCGGCUGUGCGGGGAACGGCACACUUGACUUUCGACAAUACCACAGAGGCGAAUGUGACCCGGGAAGGCUGUGACAUGAGCGUCCUAUGCCUGGAGCUGCCGGAAGACUGCGACCCCGAGGGCAACACCGCCUGUUUGUUUACAUCCUUGAACGCAACCGCUCCCAUGGCUCCAGACGGAUUCAACCUGUCCGUUGGACUCAGUGGAAACUCUUCGGAAUUAAUCGCCUUCGGACUCACACAGAAUUUCUCUGAGGGAGUCACCCAACUGUUUGUCUGUGGAAUGAACGGCAAUGGGACUUUUUUCUUCCAAACCCUGGAGAGAAGGGAAAAUGGAACUCUGACGCCAAACGAGAGGAUCACGACUCAGAUCCGCAACAGAGUGGAAGGGAACAGCAUCCAAUGUGAAUUUACUAUUCCAAAUGUGAACACAAGCCUGAAGGGCGAGACUCUGGAUGGGACCACAGCAGUUGUCAUCCUGGGGAAUGGAAUGGUGAAUCAAACCAGCGCGCUGACCGAGUCCUUCGAUGCCAGGCUGAACAGCAAUCGGGUGAACCUCACCGACGCACAGGGCACUGUCAUCCUUCCAAAAAUUCUGAACAUCAACCGUGAUGGCUGUGGAAACGAGAAACUGUGCAUUGAGUCACCAAAAAAUUGUGACCCUCAGUCCACUGACACGUGUCUGUUCACGUCCUUGGAUACCACCACUCCCGCGGAUGAGACCUUUAACAUCUCAGUGGAGCUCGCCGGAGAGUCCACCGGAUACAUCGCUAUGGGAUUCACACAGAAUGCGUCGGAGGGUGUCACCAAUCUUUACAUCUGCGGCAUAAACAGCAGUGACGGUAACUCAUUUACGUUCCGAACACUGGACAGAAACAACACCGACGAUUCACUCACUGAAGUGGAGAGGCAAGUGGCCGAUCUCUGCGGUGUUGUGAACGGCAUGUCCAUCCAAUGUACUUUCACCAUCGUUGACAUGAACGCCACUGCCAUGACCAGAGAGACUGGAACCGUCAACUCCAUCUUGUUGGGAAACGGAACCAUAAACGGAAGUGUCAUUGAAACCUUUAACGUCGUCAGAGACAGCGGACCCUUGGACGUCACGGACCCCGCCGCUAACAUCAACAACUCUAUGUUGGAGGUGCUGGCCUUGAACAUUACCCGGGAAGGUUGUGGUGAAACUAAUUUGUGUGUGGAGAUCCCGAACGACUGCGACCCCUUGACCAACAACAUGUGUCAGUUCAUGUCGAGCAACGUCACUGUUUCCACGAUGACCAAUGUCUUCAACAUGACUGUCAGACUCAGCGGAUAUUCCAUGGGAUACUUCGCACUCGGACUGGCCCAGAAUGCAUCGGAGGGCACAAGCUCAAUUUUUGCCUGUGGAAAUGACACUGGGGGACCCUUCUUAAGAACUUUCACUAGAAACAACACUGAUGGCAAUUUUACUUCAAAUGACAGGGGCGUUACCGGUGCACGUUUUGAUGUGAGCGGUAGAUCCAUCGAAUGCGAGUUCACCAUAUUAAAUUUAAACGAUGUAGAAACCAGGGAGACCGACGGAGUCAUUGCAGACGUCAUAUUAGGAAAUGGAACGGUGAAUGGAACUAUGCUCAACUCCUUGACUGUCCUUCUGGUUGAGCGUGUGACCCUCACCACACCCACUGGUGAAAUCGCCCCCGCGGAGAUAGAGAAUGGUGCCCGGGCCGGAAGGAGCAGUGACGCUAUGCUGAUCCUGAUGAGCCUAGUCACACUGCUGGCUGCACUCCAAGGCUAAGAAGAGUGUAAAAGUGGCAGACGAGGAGGCCAUCCAUUCAUUCCAAUGAAUUACAGCGCUCUCAGUACGCCCGUGAAAACAUCACAUCGUGUGUUCUGAUCAUAUUUAGUUGUUUGUUGUUAUUUUGUCUGUUUGCAUGUCUUCUUUUUUACGAAACUGUGCAAAGAAGCCAUCGUGUGAGUGAGUGGAGCCGCAACGGCUCAUAUGAGGGGGGCAGUCAUCAUGAAAGCGGCUCAUUCGACUCAAUUAGACGUGUCUGGUCUGACGAGUUUGAACUGUUUGAGUAGAAACCCAGCCCUAAUAACAAUUAUUUGUUGUCUGUCUUCUUUUAUGUGCCAGAAAUGUGAAGUAUUUAUGGAUGCCAAAACCAUCAUGAAUAAAGUUUAAACUAUGAGUCACUCUA
Phycodurus eques (leafy seadragon) is the source of this 2342-nucleotide messenger RNA. RefSeq lists its product as uncharacterized. Gene Ontology annotation, biological process: regulation of glutamate receptor signaling pathway. The transcript has 13 exons. The record is from RefSeq and is a predicted model, not a curated record. The coding region runs from base 116 to 1939 and encodes 607 amino acids. Lineage: Eukaryota; Metazoa; Chordata; Actinopteri; Syngnathiformes; Syngnathidae.